Messenger RNA from Mirounga angustirostris (Northern elephant seal), 1421 nucleotides. Its product is annotated as procathepsin L-like. Bases 146 to 1168 code for a protein of 340 amino acids. Gene Ontology annotation, molecular function: cysteine-type endopeptidase activator activity involved in apoptotic process; cysteine-type endopeptidase activity. Lineage: Eukaryota; Metazoa; Chordata; Mammalia; Carnivora; Phocidae. The transcript has 8 exons. Gene Ontology annotation, biological process: immune response; positive regulation of apoptotic signaling pathway; positive regulation of peptidase activity. Gene Ontology annotation, cellular component: lysosome. The record is from RefSeq and is a predicted model, not a curated record.
GGGCCAGGACAGGGACGGGAGCGCAGGUCCUGGCGGAACACCCUGGAGGACGGAGGGUCAGGGAGGAGCCCCUGAAAGGGGGUUUUAAGGAGUAGUCAGCCCCCUCCCAUGGCACCCCUGGAAUGUGCUUGUGGCGGAGCCAGACAUGCCCCAGGGGACAGCCGCUAAUCUUCCAGAACCCGCAGCCUCAAAGGCUGGCUGGUGGUGUCGGUUUUGGAACAUGCAUCCUUCUCUCCUCCUGGCUGCCCUGUGCUUGGGAACAACCACAGCUGCUCCAGAAGCCGACCAGAGCUCAGAUGCGCGCUGGUCCCGGUGGAAGGCGGCGCACGGGAAGCUGUAUGACGAGAAUGAAGAAGGAUGGAGGAGAGCAGUGUGGGCAAAGAAUAUGCAAAUGAUUGAACGGCACAAUCAGGAAUACAGCCAAGGGAAACACAGCUUCGCGAUGGCAAUGAACGCCUUUGGUGACCUGACCAGUGAAGAAUUCAGGCAGGUGAUGAAUGGUCUUAAAAUCCAGACGCGCAAGGAGGGGAACGUGUUCCAAGCACCUCCCUUUGCUGAGACCCCCUCCUCUGUGGACUGGAGAGAGAAAGGCUACGUAACCCCUGUGAAGAAUCAGAUGUUCCGGAAAACUGGCAAACUCGUGUCACUGAGUGAGCAGAACCUGCUGGACUGCUCUCGGUCUCAAGGCAAUGAGGGCUGCCGUGGAGGCCUGAUGGAUUAUGCCUUCCAGUAUGUGAAGGACAACGGAGGCCUGGACUCGGAGGAAUCCUAUCCAUACUGUGCACAGGACGGAUCCUGCGAAUACAAGCCUGGACAGUCUGUCGCCAGUGACACUGGCUUCAUGGACAGCCGUCAGGAUGAGGGGUCCCUUAUGGUGGCAGUGGCAACUGUGGGGCCCAUCUCUGCUGCGAUCGAUGCUAGCCUGGAUACCUUCCAGUUCUAUCAUAAGGGCAUUUAUUAUGAUCCAAACUGCAGCAGCGAAGACCUGGAUGACGGUAUUCUGGUGGUUGGCUAUGGCUCUCAAGGAGAAGAACCCAAGAACCAAAAAUACUGGAUUGUCAAGAACAGCUGGGGCACGGACUGGGGCAUGCAGGGCUACAUACUGAUGGCCAAAGACCGGGACAACCACUGUGGAAUCGCUACCUCAGCCAGUUUUCCCAUUGUGUGAGCUGAAGGUAUAAAGAAGACCUUGACUGGGGACAGAAUAUGCAGAAGAGGAAUUUUAUCUUACAACUGAUCAUACUUUAUUGUGUGGGAUAAAACACUCGAACCACUGGAGAUCCAACUUGUGAUCUGAUUCUGUGACUUCUUUAAUUGCUGCUUUGAACAGCUUUGUGUGAUUGACUUGUCCAAGAACUUUUGAAUUUUUAUAUCUUAUACUGAUGUAUAAAGUUUUAAAAUAAAACCGUUUCAAAGUAGAA